GCUAGCCAGCCAACUGGUGACAGAACUCCGGAACGGAAAAGCACUCGUUGUGUGUCUGGUUCAGUUGUGUACAAUGAUUGAAGUUUUGUGGCUGAUAAUUUCGUUAGCAACCGUGAUCCUAGUUUGUCGAACCUGGCAGAGAAAGGUGUGCUUUGCGAAAACAAUUCCUCGCGUUGAACCAUACUAUCCCAUACUCGGGAAUCUACCGUUGGCACUGGGAAAAGGUUCCGAUGAAAUGUUUGAUGUGUUACAUGAAUGUUUUCGGAAACACGAUCGCUUAUUUACGGUGUAUUUUGGACCCCUAGUUGCCAUUGGAGUAACGCAUCCCGAAUUGAUACAACGUGUGUUGAAUCAUCCCGAUUGCCAGGAAAAACCCGAUGUGUAUAAAGUUGUUCGAUUACCUAAAGGACUGUUGGCGGCACGAUAUGAAACAUGGAAAGUUCAUCGGAAAACACUGAACUCCACAUUCAACAUUCGUAUCCUGCAUAGCUUUAUACCAAUCUUCAACGAUUGCGCCAAGCGAUUAAUUGAUCGUCUCAGUCGGCAGGCGGAGUCUGGUAAAACAUGCAACAUUCUGGAGUACAUUUCUGAGUGUACCCUAGAUAUGAUCAGCAGAACCUCUUUGGGUGGUAAAGCACUGGAAAGGGACGGAAGACAGGAUUUUAUCAAUAAUUUGGAAGUUGCUCUCACAACCCUUGGAAAACGAAUUUUCAACGUUCUGCUGCACAACGAUUUCAUUUAUCAGUUCACCGAGCUGUACCGUAAUGAAAUGAAAGCUAUCAGCGUUUGUCAUCACUUCACCGAUAAGAUCAUUGCUGAAAAGCGCGCCGAACUCGGCCCCCUCGGGAAGAUGGAUGAGAAUGGGAACGUAAUUGGAAAAAGUUUUCCCCACCAGGAACCGGAGGAGGCAGAGCUCUAUCGUCGGCCGCAAAUUUUUAUCGAUCAGUUGAUGAAGAUGCCGUUGACCAAUGGUGGCAUGUACAGUUUCACCGACCAAGAAAUUUCGGACCAUAUUUACACUAUGAUUGUGGCGGGCAACGAAACUUCCGCCACACAGUUAUCCCACACCUGUUUACUGUUGGCGUUACAUCCUGAUAUACAAGAAAAAGCUUUCCGAGAAGUGCAAAAAGUAAUUACGUCAAGCGAUAUGGUAAUGGACAUGGAUGUUUUGAAACAGUUGGUCUAUGUUGAAGCAGUGCUAAAAGAGGCGAUGCGGCUUAUGCCAGUUGCUCCGAUUAUAGCGCGGGAAAACCUGUAUGAUUUGGAACUGGAUGGACACAAAAUUCCCAAGGGAACACUAUUGUUAAUAAACUUUUACUCGCUACAUCGAAGAAUGGACAUCUGGGGCUCCCGGGCCGAUCAGUUUGAUCCAGAGCAUUUCAUGGGAGAGCAGGUAAAGAAGCGGCAUGCCUACGCGCAUCUUCCUUUCAGCGGAGGACCACGUGGUUGUAUCGGGUAUAGGUAUGCUCUUAUGAGCUUGAAAAUGUUACUCGCAAUGAUAUUGAAAAAUUUUCGUCUCACCACCGAUAUAAAGUACAAAGACAUUAAAUAUCACUACCAAAUUUCGCUGAAUCUAGCUUUUCCCCAUGCUGUACAAUUAGUGAAAAGAUAAUAAGGGACGAUUGGAUUGCUAGUGUAGCAUAAAAUACAUCGAAAUAUACUGCAAUGUCUCUCUCUCUAUAUUCUAGUAAUUCAAUAUAA
This is a messenger RNA of Wyeomyia smithii (pitcher-plant mosquito), 1701 nucleotides long. RefSeq names its product cytochrome P450 4c21-like. NCBI's taxonomy places the organism in Eukaryota, Metazoa, Arthropoda, Insecta, Diptera, Culicidae. The record is from RefSeq and is a predicted model, not a curated record. The transcript is spliced from 5 exons. Gene Ontology annotation, molecular function: oxidoreductase activity, acting on paired donors, with incorporation or reduction of molecular oxygen; iron ion binding; heme binding. Bases 74 to 1612 code for a protein of 512 amino acids.